Paramecium tetraurelia is the source of this 1038-nucleotide messenger RNA. RefSeq lists its product as uncharacterized. The record is from RefSeq and is a predicted model, not a curated record. Lineage: Eukaryota; Ciliophora; Oligohymenophorea; Peniculida; Parameciidae. The transcript has 5 exons.
AUGUUUAGCAAAUUCUUCAAAUAAUAAACAGAUUUUGAGAAGGCUCUAUUUACUAGUUCCAUUUUGAAUAGCAAACCCUUUCUAAACAUUGCCGAUCUAAAAUAGCUCAUGCAAGGAUUCCCUUAAGAAAAACAAUUGAUUUGUCGCACUCCACAACCAAUCAAGAAAACCUUUUAGAAAUUCUUUUAGUCUCUCCCUGAUAAAGUAUCAUAUCGAGUAAAACUCAAAAUCUUGGCCACUUGCCAUGUUCUUUUGGAUGAUUUCAUGCACGGCGAAUAAUUUUCAGAAUCUCUACUCGAUUGGGAUGGAUUUCGUUAUAAGGAGAAGAACCAAGACAAAGAGAAGUUUAUAAUGAUGUAUUUCGAAAUGCUGCAAAGAUUGGCCAACGGUCUGCACUUACUAAAAAUGGCCAAAUCACAAAAGACUUAUACUUUGGACAGUUUUAUCGAAAACUAAUCUAACUAUUAUAAAGCAAUCAAUCUAUUAACAGUUAUUUUUAACUACAUGCCAAUAAUUAAAUCCGAAUUGGACAAACAUCAAGAAGAAAUAAUUGGAGAAAUUGUAUUACUUGUGUGGAAUGACGUGAUAGCAAUCUACUUGUUUUUUGAGAAGAUAAUAAUGGAGUUCAUCCUUGAUUUUCAAUCAAUACAAUACCCUAUAUUCUUUUAGGUUUUUAAUUUGGUUCCUGAUUACAUAAGAUUAACAUAAUAAAUAUAAUAAUUUUAUAAGUUGAACGAUCAUUUUCAAGAGGAAAAACAAUUUACAGAACCCUAAUGGAAGGUAGUAGAUUAGAAAAUGUUGGAUGAAUUGGAAUUAUUUAAUCAAAAACUAAAAAUACAAUCCGCUAGAGGUCGAUUAGUUAAGAACAAAAGUAAAGCAUCAUUUAGUACUCAAUUAUUGUCACCAUAACAUUAAUCAUCUGGGUCAUUUCUAUUCGGAAACACAACCUUAGGUUAUGUUAAAAGAUUGUCAACAGUCGAUGAUCCCUUUGACAAUAGCGAAGAAGUGUCCAAAAAAUAUAAAAUUAUGAUUAAAUGA